Molecule: messenger RNA, 2260 nt
Organism: Hippocampus comes (tiger tail seahorse)
Lineage: Eukaryota; Metazoa; Chordata; Actinopteri; Syngnathiformes; Syngnathidae
Gene: tmem269
Product: transmembrane protein 269
Exons: 5
Coding region: 736-1470 (244 amino acids)
Biological process (GO): phospholipid biosynthetic process
Cellular component (GO): membrane
Molecular function (GO): phosphotransferase activity, for other substituted phosphate groups
Source: RefSeq, a predicted model, not a curated record
UGUGGCCAACAUUUUUUUUAACCAGAGAUGCAGGUAAACUUAUGUUUUUUUUUUUUUUUAACUGAUUCUGAAUCUGCCAGCGUUUCUUUUUGCUAGCAUAUCAGGUCUUUGGAUUUAUGUAAUAUGCAACAUAGUAAUGUUUAGAAUUUUUCUGAAUUAAGGCUUAGGUUCAACAAGAAGUGGAAUUAUUUUUUUGGAAACAUUAGGCUGUAAAUUACAAUGCAUGGUAAAAUCCGUAUUGCGCAAACUUUAUUCAGUCAAACUUCAAACCCAAAAAUGAAAAUGUCUCAAAAACCUGAUGUGCGAAAAAGAAGUAAAGACAUUUUUGAAAUAAGCGUGAAGAUACAAUUUAGUGUCUCUGAUUAAAAUUUGCUGUUGACCAGUGUAAUAGUUAACAAAUCUUAGAUCGCGUGGGUGGAGGACACUAAUGAUGCAUGCUGUAGGCUGCUAACCCCUGACUAAAUGAAUGCAUUCUUGUUAUCCGAAUAUGGGCGCGUAUGUUGUACUGCCGGUUCCCGCCCAAUAAACAUGUCGUGACAAGUGAUGCUUCUUUUAUAUUAGAUAGCAGACUCCGUUUUAUGCGAUAGGUCGUUUCGUAUCCAGUUUUUGCUUUUCACAGCUGAGAUUUAACUCAGACUGGGAUGAAUGGUUCACGUUUCGACAUACUAAGGUCAACCGGCACGUUUGUGGGAUAGGUAGGGUUUUAGCUUUAGUCUGGCACAUAGCUUCACCGGGAUGGCUACUAACUGCCGCUGUAAUAUGAUCGCAGGUCUCUUCCAGUGCACCAACAAGUUGUUUCUCAGCGAUCAGGCCACGGGACUCCAGAUCAAGGAAUUUGCUCGUAGAAAUGCUGCUAAUGCCCUAUCAGUUGCCAACAUGGUCAUGGGCAUAGCCUCCAUCCUCAGCAGUCUUGAUGGGCACCAUCAUGCAGCAUGUUGGUUGAUUCUGAUUGGCUACCUGCUGGAUCUGGCAGAUGGAGCUGUUGCCAGGAGGCUUGGCACCUGUUCUGCUCUAGGUGCAAAGCUGGAUGAUUUUGCAGAUUUCACAACGUUUGGGAUCGCCACAUCCCUGCUGCUGAGGACGCCCGACCUGUUGGAUCACAUCCUCUGCAUGUGUUACAUCCUCUCAGUUUUUGUUCGCCUCUGUUUCUUCUCGAGCGGAAUCCCAUUCAUGUAUCGUGGACUGCCCUGCAUCUACUCGGCGGGCGUCCUCGCCAGUGUCUCGUUGCUGUCGGGCAACAACACGGCCAUGCUGCGUGUCCUCGCUGUGGCCAUGAUCCUAUUCAUGAUUAGUCAGAGUUUCUACCCUCACGACCGAGUGCUGGAGUCGCAGGCCUGGAAGAAAGUUGUCUAUGCUGGAGGAGUGGUCAUGCUGUUCUGCUCAUUCUUCCUCCCUCCCUGUGUGUACUACCUACUGUGGUCUAUCUCCUACAUUUUGUUCCCAACAUCCCUUUGGAGCAGUAAAGUGUAAAAAUGAGAAGGUGGCCAAUUCCAGACUGCGGCUAGCUGCCAUGGAGGCUCACCAGAAGCUCAUUCACCACAAACAAACACUGCAGUAUUUAGCAUGCCCCACCCCCUUUUUUUUAAAUAUUGGAUGUGACACCUUGCAGGGAGAAUCCAGAUGAGAAAGACAGAUAUCCUGACACGAUUAACUCUGAUGCUUUCUCUAAAGGUGAACAAGAUAAAUCUUGACCCACCCCCAGCUUAAAAUUAAUUGUGAUCUGAUUGGUCUCUGAUGUGAUGAUCUCUACAGUCUUAAUCCAAUUUCCUAUCAGUGUUAUGCAAAUGGCCGCAGAGUGCCAAAUAAAUUAAAUGACAUACACACAUUGUACUCUUGUACCCAAUUUGUUUUGCAGAUAUUGUAUCUGCAAUCACGUACAACAUCCUAACCUCCAUGGAUAGAGAACCCACGCAACAUUUUCUUUGUGCCAAAUUUGGUGUUCUCUCUAUUUUGUUUUUUACAGUAUUCUAAUGAUGGGAGAAUGAAGCUUCAAAUUUGCUUCAUGAACCAGGUGUAUUUUCUUUUUUACUUCUCUUGAUGGCACUCUGUGUUCAACAUCGAGCUAAAAGCACACCGCCUGGUCAUUACUUUAAAUGGUCUUUUCUUUAACCUCUUCAUUUAAACCAAAAAUGCCACCUGGAGGAGUCAACAUACAACAAUUGGUCCAUGAAACAAAUUUGAAGCUUUAUUUUCCAUCAUUACAGUUUCAACAAUCAAGAUGGUUUGCUUAAAGUGGGCGUUUGACAUUUUCGUUAAAAAA